CAUUUUUAGAACUUUACCUAUCAGAAUUAUUUCAGCCAACUCAAUACACUAAUUUAGAAUAAAACUGCAAUUUCUUAUUUUCUUUUUUAAUUUUGAUGUUAAGAAAAGUAAUUCACUCGGAAUUUCAAUACAUCUCAAUGAUCGUAAUUUUCUUUUUUAACAAAAAAUACGUGAUAAGUAGCAUUCUUAAUAUGAUAAUACAAAACCUAAUUUUGAUUAGAAACUGAAAAGUUUAUUUCUAUGUAGUUUGACUAUAAAUCCUAAUCCUAUUUACACAUGAACUGAUAAACUAAAAAAUGUCAAAUCCUAUUCCUACACAACUUUAACUUAUUCUCCUAUUUAUUCACUUUUUUACUCCUCUAAUUCCAACAAUCUUAUUUAGCUUUGGCCUCUCACUGCCGGUCAUGUCACUUCAAUGCUUCACUUGGAUUUCACAACUUUUGGGUCCACUAGUUCAUAAUUUAAGACAUACAGAUGAAGGUCCUGAGGAAAUUCUUAAACGUUUGCCUGAUUGUCUCAUCAUUGAUAUCCUUAGUAGGCUGCCAGCAGAUUACCUUCUUAGAUGUCAAAGGGAUUGCAGGGUGUGGAAGGCAUUGAUCUCAUCGCAGUAUUUCUCCACCUUACAUCUCAGAAGAGCUAGACCUGAACUAAUUAUACAGAGUGGUCGAUUUUAUACCGGUCAUGAGCAGAACCUUCUUGUCUUUGAUGAAAGCCUUAGUAAGGAGAAGAUGUUCAGGAAAGUAUUUCUCAAACUUGAGCUUAUGAUCAACAAGGUCAAUAAACACCCCCCUCGUCUUCGAUACUCUUGUGAAGGAGUUCUUCUGUUCAUGGAUUUACGUUCGCGCCCUACUCAUUUUAUUAUUAACCCAAUAACACAAGAGGAAGUAACUAUACGACAUAAAUUUGACCCGGGCUACUUGUGUGCUUUUUAUUAUUGUUCAUUAACAAGAGAAUUCAAAUUUCUUUAUGCACGAAAAGAAGGAUCUCGGUGUCAGUAUUUGAUAUACACUGUCAGGACACAGACAUGGAGGAAAAUUCAUUCUCCCACUUCGAACUCUAUGCCGAAUAUCUCUCCUGCAAUUGUCAAUGGAGCAGUGCAUUUGCUCGUGGGCAAAGAUUUAGAGAAACCAGAUACUCCUAGCUGUGCCAAAGGAAUCAUGGUGCUUAAAAUGGACAAGGAAGAGCUCUCCGCUAUGCCUCAUCCCGGAAGUGUAUGUAGCUCAUGGAGAACACAUCAAACAAUGUCUCUCUUAGUGAAGGAUGAGUCUUUGUGUCUCUGCCAAUUGUUUAUCGUUGAGAGUGCAAUGGAUAUAUGGAUCUUGGAGGACUAUGAAGCAUGGGUAUGGACCAAAAGGUGCAAGGUUAAUCUUGUAUUUAAUAACAAAGGUAUCAGUCUCAGUAUGCCUUUUCUUAACCUUAGUUAUUGGCAAGUGGUUAUGUACAUAUCUUUGCAAAUACAGCCUUUGCACUUCCAGGACGGUGAACUGUUACUUUAUUGGCAUGACAGAGGGUUAUUUAUGUAUAAUCUGGAUCAUAAUACUUUGAGGAAUAUCAAAUGUCCACAAGCGUCAAAGGCAUAUACUUGUAAGCCUUAUAAAAAGAGCCUCUUGACCAUAGCCUAGCUUUUUUCAGCAAGUGUAAUCUUGUUGUUUUACCUUUCUAAUUUUGGUACUUUUAUGAAAUGGUAUUGUUUAGUUGAGUUGGUAGUGUUUUGAAAUAAAUUAUUUAAG
Molecule: messenger RNA, 1730 nt
Organism: Lycium barbarum (goji berry)
Lineage: Eukaryota; Viridiplantae; Streptophyta; Magnoliopsida; Solanales; Solanaceae
Product: F-box protein At3g07870-like
Exons: 2
Coding region: 405-1622 (405 amino acids)
Molecular function (GO): protein binding
Source: RefSeq, a predicted model, not a curated record